Molecule: messenger RNA, 2792 nt
Organism: Menidia menidia (Atlantic silverside)
Lineage: Eukaryota; Metazoa; Chordata; Actinopteri; Atheriniformes; Atherinopsidae
Source: the annotation of a GenBank genome assembly
UAUUCACAACCACACGGGGUCCUGAAUGUAGAUUUUACCGCAGUGCAUGCUGGGUCCUUCCUUUCCAUCCCAGGCUCGCUUCUGCAAUCAUGGGAAAGUGUCGUGGUUUGCGUACCGCCAGGAAGCUCCGCAAUCACCGCCGUGAGCAGAAAUGGCAUGACAAGCAGUACAAGAAGGCCCAUCUGGGCACAGCUCUGAAGGCUAACCCCUUCGGAGGAGCUUCUCAUGCCAAGGGAAUCGUCCUCGAGAAAGUUGGUGUGGAGGCCAAGCAGCCCAACUCUGCCAUCAGGAAGUGCGUGAGAGUUCAGCUCAUCAAGAACGGCAAGAAGAUCACAGCCUUCGUCCCCAACGACGGUUGCCUCAACUUUAUUGAGGAGAACGACGAAGUUCUGGUGGCCGGUUUCGGACGUAAAGGUCACGCCGUGGGUGACAUUCCUGGAGUUCGUUUCAAGGUGGUCAAGGUGGCCAACGUGUCUCUGCUGGCGCUGAUCUGGGAGUCACAGAAGUCCUGGGAAGAACCCAUAAAGCUCCGGUUUCAGUCUUCCCACAACAACAAGAAGUUUGAAACAGCGGGGACAACACAAAACCACAAGAAACGUGCUGCUGACCCAAACGUUCGGCCUUUUGAACAGAGUGAGAACCAGAUGGAGUUUGGUGGACAGGGACUGGAGGAUGACGAUGACGAUGACUGCGACGCGGCCACACAGUUCAUGAUCGAACAAAGUCUGCUGGAGAGCAGCAAACAGAAGGAAACUCCCCGAGACCCAGCGGCUCAGGAUGACCGGAGCGCUAAACCAAAGUCAGAGGGCAUCGAUGAGAUCUUCACUGCUAUAAAACAAGGUAAUGAGCCUCUCCUGAGAGAGCUGUGCGCCGGCCAGAAGGACGGGUUCCUGCGGACGGACGCCCGCGGCUGGACGCCCCUGCACGAGGCGGCGGCCCAGACCAACCCCGCUGUCCUGGAGCUCACGUUCGCCUCGGGCCCGGGGUCGGCCGAGGGCCGCACCCCCGAGGGCCGGACGCCGCUCUACCUGGCGGUGGAGCGAGGCCUGAUGGAGAACGCCGCCUUCCUCCUGGCUCACGGAGCUCUGCCGGACGCCCACGACCUGGAGCAGGACUCCCCGCUGUUCGUAGCCAUUCGCUCAGACCGGGUGGACCUGGUGGAGCUGCUGCUCCGGCGGGGCUCCAGGGUGAACCAGGACGGCUGCCACGGCCGCUGCCCGCUCCACGAGGCCUCGCGGCUGGGCAACGCCGGGCUGGUGACCCUGCUGCUGGAGGCCGGCGCGCGGCCGGACCCCCGCAGCAACUACGGCCUGACCCCGCUGGCCCUGGCCGCUCAGGGGGGGCACCUGGAGGUGGUGGAGAUCCUCCUGAGGAGAGGCGCAGACGUGCUCUCCCAGGCCCAGGACGAGGCCUCCGUCCUGCACGAGGCGUGUGCCCUGGGGGACCCCGCCCUCAUCAGCCUGCUGCUGGAGCACGGCGCCGACGCCAACGUGGCCACGCACACCGGCCACAUGCCCAUCCACCGGGCAGCACACCACGGACACCUCCAAGCGCUGAGGCUACUGCUGCCGGUCACCACCAAAGCGGACGUGCAGGACAGCGGGAUGAGUCCCCUCCACUCCGCCGCCGCCGGGGGACACACAGACUGCAUCAAGGCCCUGCUGGAUGAGGGUUACGACCCCAACUUCAUGCUGGAUCCCUGGAUCCGCCACAGCUAUCACGACGAGAGGAAGUCGGCUCUCUUCUUCGCCGUCUCCAAUAACGACCUGGCGUCAGCCAAACUGCUGCUGGAGUCCGGAGCCAUGGCCAAUCAGGACCCCAUCAAAUGUCUGCAGGUCGCCCUGCGUUUCGGCAACUACGAGUUGAUCAACCUGUUGCUGCGUCACGGAGCCAACGUCAACUACUUCUGCAAGAUAAACACCACGCACUUCCCCUCAGCGCUGCAGUAUGCUCUCAAAGACGAGGUGGUUCUCAGGAUGCUGUGCAACUUUGGCUACGAUGUGGAGCGCUGCUUCGACUGUCCCUAUGGCAACGGCUCCCACAUCCCCGAGGACUUCGAGGGAUGGACCUGCUCUGUGAUCAAAGAUACGAUGUUCUGCGAGGUCAUCACCGUCUACUGGCUCAAAGACCUGUCGGGUUUCGUGGUUCGCGUCCUGCUGGACUACGUGGAUCACGUGACCCUGUGCUCCAAGCUGAAGGCCGCCCUGAUGGACCAGAAGCAGUGGCCGGACAUCUGCGCAGUGCUCGAGAACGCCCGCUGCCUGCAGCAUCUGUGCCGGCUGCGGAUCCGCCGGAGCCUCGGCCGCCUCCGCCUCCGCUCGCCCGUCUUCAUGAGCUUCCUGCCUCUGCCCCAGCGGCUCAAGGAUUACGUCCAGUACCGGGAGUACGACCUGCUGGGCCAGAAGGGCCACGCUGAGGCCUCCAAAAGAGCGUAAAGAGUCUCAUCUGUUCUUAUUCUGAGGAAGUGUCCCUUUUCCCAUCAGAUAAAAAACCCUUUUGGUUGCUUAAAAGCCUCAUUUUCAUUACAAAUGCCAAAUUUCUAGCUCUCCUAAACCAAAUGAUCAAAGUUCCAACCACUACUCUGAGCAAAAUAACACAUAAGUGUACGUUUAAAAGUGCCAAUACUUCUUUCUGCAUAUUCAUUUGUAAAUGGUUUCAUGUUUACUUUGUUUACACAUGUACAGUCAAUUUUUUUUUCCAGUAAAAGUGAGAAAAAAAAUAGAAAGAAAUGCGAAAAGAUGAAUGUAUUCCAUGAAAGCUGGAUUUGUUUUUACAAUUCGAAUUAAAUUGGG